Pomacea canaliculata is the source of this 2311-nucleotide messenger RNA. RefSeq names its product probable ATP-dependent RNA helicase DHX35. The coding region runs from base 108 to 2207 and encodes 699 amino acids. The record is from RefSeq and is a predicted model, not a curated record. Gene Ontology annotation, molecular function: ATP binding; RNA binding. Gene Ontology annotation, cellular component: catalytic step 2 spliceosome; intracellular anatomical structure. NCBI's taxonomy places the organism in Eukaryota, Metazoa, Mollusca, Gastropoda, Architaenioglossa, Ampullariidae. The transcript has 25 exons.
UGACAAUACUUUUCUGUCAGGGGACUGUACUCGCAGACUUCCUGGCGCGAUUUGUAGUCUGCUUCCUCUGUCGCAGAUGUCUUAAAUGUAUUCGUAGCUGUAAAAUAAUGAGUACUUCUUCCACGGCUCAUAGAUUUUGGAAGCCAGGAACAGAAAAACCAGGUCUGGCCAUUGAUGAAGAAAGAUCUGUUCAGGGAGAGAUCGCUGGUCCAGCAAUUGCAUACAAUCCUUUCCAAACUCUGUCAAUUGAGAAGCAGAGGCAAAGGCUUCCAAUAUUUCAAUACCGGAACCACAUCCUAUAUCUGGUUGAAAGGUACCAGACUGUAAUCAUUAUUGGAGAGACAGGUUGUGGAAAGAGCACACAAAUACCACAGUUCCUGCUGGAGGCUGGAUGGGGCGCAGAAGGUCAUGUCAUUGGGGUUACCCAACCGCGAAGAAUUGCAGCCAUUACGGUUGCAUCUCGAAUUGCAGAAGAAAGGGGCAGUAUUCUUGGAAAUGAAGUUGGAUACACCAUUCGCUUUGAUGACUGCUCAGAUCCUUCAGCUACACGAAUUUUGUUCAUGACAGAUGGUAUGAUGAUUCGUGAGAUCAUGAAGGACCCCUUGCUGUCUAAGUACAGCGUGAUUCUUUUGGAUGAAGCUCAUGAACGAGCUCUGAACACAGACAUCAUUCUGGGACUACUCCGCAAGAUUCAGAAGAAAAGGCCAGAUUUACGGCUCUUGGUUGCCUCUGCCACGCUGGAUGCAGAGGAAAUGAGAGACUUCUUUAACACCAACGAAACAGGAGACCCAGAAAAAGAUACAUCUACAAUUUUGACUGUGGAAGGACGAGAAUAUCCAGUAGAUGUCCAUUAUACACUGGAUCCAGUGCCUGACUACCUCAAAGCUACAGUAGACACAGUUAUGAAAAUUCAUUUCAAUGAAAGACCUGGUGAUGUCUUGGCUUUUCUUACUGGAAUGGAAGAGGUUGACAACGUUGUUCACAGGCUCAUAGAAGAGGCAAAAAAGCUGAAAAAAGAGGACCUAAAGAUGACUGUACUUCCGAUGUAUGGCAGUCUACCAGCUUCAGAGCAGAUGAAAGUGUUUCAGAAGCCCCCUCACAACUCCCGAAAGAUUGUUGUGGCUACAAACAUAGCAGAAGCUUCUAUAACCAUAAAUGGAAUUGUAUAUGUUGUGGAUUGUGGCUUUGUGAAGUUGAAAGCUUAUGACCCUUCAUCUGGCGUGGAGUCUCUUGUUGUAAUACCAGUAUCCAAAGCAUCAGCCAAUCAGAGAGCAGGACGAGCUGGCCGUGUAAGAGCUGGCAAAGCAUUUAGACUUUACACAGAAGAUGACUUUGACAAGUUAUCAGAGGCCACAGUUCCAGAGAUGCAGCGAAGUGACCUGGCACCUGUAGUGUUACAGCUGAAGGCUCUGGGCAUUGCCAAUAUUCUGAGAUUCAACUUUCUUUCACCACCUCCUGCCCAAAACAUGGUGAGAGGUCUGGAACUCUUGUAUGCUCUUGGGGCCCUUGACAGUGUGGGAAACCUGACUUCACCCCUUGGUCUACAGAUGGUGGAAUUUCCCCUGUCUCCCUGCUUUGCCAAGAUGCUGCUUGUGUCUGGGGAUUAUGAAUGCUCUGAAGAAGUCCUUACUGUAGCUGCCAUGACCCAGAUACAAAAUGUCUUUGUCACACCAUCUGGGAAGCGCAACACAGCAGACAAAGAGAAGCGCAAAUUUGCUGUGCUGGAAGGCGAUCAUGUGACACUUCUCAACGUUUACAAGGCCUUUAUUAAGUUUGGCAAGAACUCCAAGUGGUGUAGUGAACAUUUCCUGAACUACAAAGGUCUUAAGCGAGCUAUUGAGAUUCGAGAGCAACUAAAACGACUCUUACUCAAGUUCAAGGUGCCGCUUGUCUCAUGCCAAGAUGAUGUGCUCAAGCUGCGGCGGUGCAUCACGGCGGCCUUCUUUGCCAACGCUGUUCGUCUGCACUACACGGGGGUCUACAGGACGGUGAGAGACGGCCACGAGCUGUACAUACAUCCCUCGUCAGUCCUCUCCAACGAGGAACAACCACAGUGGUUGAUUUUCAACGAGGUCGUCCACACCAGCAAAGAGUACAUGCGUGACGUCACUACCAUCGAGCCCGACUGGCUGUGUGAACUGGCGCCACAUUUCUACCAGUUUGGCACGGAGAGAGAGAUUUCCGCAAAGCGUAGUCGACUGGAGUGAAGUAUCAUAUCUACCUGUCUGUGAUCGGGAGGGGGAGCCAAAGGAAGUGAGAGUCAGUGUAAUCAUCAUGUGAAACAAUAAACAAGUGUCAUUCCAACGUCUCA